GAACUGUCGACAUUAAUUGACAGAGACUUAAUUUUAUGUGACAAUCAAUUUGGCAAACGAUACGCUGGGAAGUAGAUUUGAAGAGAGAUGCAAGAUGUCGCUAAACGCGGGCAGCUAUCGAGUGAGCGAUUUAAGUCGAGGAAUGACUCUGAGAAAUGCCAGCGAGAAUCGAAGACUGGCAGGACAUCUUCAACAUCUCGAUCUUCAGCUACAACAGAAUCUUGUCAAUAUGCAGGCCGAGAUUUUGGACUUAAAGCAAUCGCGUAAAGGAAUGUUACCCGCCAGACAUCAGCGACCGAAAGGAUCUUUUGGGAGAACGGUAGGCGAUCCUAGACAAAGUAAAAGCCGUCAAGAUCGUUCGAGACCUCGAAUGGUUUCGCCUCUCACGAUACAGGGCAGUAGUAAAGAAUUUUCAAAACCAUUUUUGCCUCAAAUCAGCACGAAAAACACAGCUUUGGUUGUCAAACGGGAUUUCGGUAUCGAAACCAGACCGAACUCAUCGAGUAGUCCUGCAGGCUCCCGGCGUACGCGGGGGCUAUCAUCUGAUAAUGACUUAUCAUCAAGUAAUCUAUACAGACCAAAAUCAUCACCAAAUUUAGUUGCAAAAUUAGAACGCAGCAAAGCCACAAGCCAGCCACGUCCUGAUUUAGGUAGAGGAACUAACGUUCAGCCUCUUGAAAAUUCCGAUGAAAAGUUGGUGAGUCGAAGUUCUGAUGAAUUUUCAAACACAUCAUUGGAGCUUAAUGAUCGUGUAAGUGACUUCUUAAAGAGACCUAAUACGAGAUCGGGCGAGCGAGGAAAACGGGAAGAAAAUGAACCAAAAAAGGAGGGAAGUGACGCAAUUCCAACGAUUAAUAUCGAAGAUCAAAGUGAACCUUGCGACUGGGAACUCGAAGCAAACUCCGAAGAAGAAAAUCAAGGCGCACAUGAACACGAUCAUGGAUUUUUGUCAGACGAAGAACUAUUCAGAAACUCGUUACUCUUAAGAGCUGAUCGAGAUGACGGUCUUACGCGAUCAAUGCCAGAUUUAUCCAGUCUUGGAUUCAUGGAUUUCAACGAGGUUAUUGAUCAACGCUUGCGAAAGCUGCAAGAAGAAUUACCAUCGAAGGAAGAAAUGCGGAAAAUACGCUAUCUGAGAUUUCGAGAUGAGCCAACUCCGCCACCUCUUUUGUCAGUUUUUAACAAAGGUAGUGUCGGGGAAAUGGAUAAAAUUGAUGAGUAGAAAUUGUGAUUAUGUAACAAUUCGUUAUGAAACAUCCUUUACACAUCGAUGUUCCGUGGAGAACUGCGAUAAACUUAAUUGGAUUUAUGCAAUAUCGAGGCCCUCAUAGAGGGUUAUAUGGUCUCAUUCAAUUUAUUAUUGCAUGCUAAGACCCUGUUAUUGUGUUUUGAUAACCUGGCUUACCUGCCUACUUAGUGCGACACAAUAAGAAACUUCGACGCCUUUGUAAAGUUCAAAGAGGCACAUUGAAGAUUAUAUCCUUCUGCAUUUAUCUCUAAAUUUAACACACAUAUCUUUUGGGCACAUGAAAUGGUGCCGUAGAUGAAAAUCUUUUGUAUUAGUUGAAAACCCACGCAGAAAAUUAAAUUGAAUGGAAAUUGUGCACUUUAUAGAAAAUUUUUUAAUAUUCUUUAGUCUCUAACUUUGUCCUUGACGACUAUGGAAUUAUGAAAGACUCGAAAACUAGGAAUACCGAAAAUUCCGUAGCACUUCAGACUUGACUCUAGGUCUUCAGUCGCACGUAUGUGUAGAUUUCCUUCCAACUAUAUCGGAAUUCUGUAGCAUCUAAUAUCAAUAAAGUUUUGAAAAGCUACUAAAAUAUUUGCGCAUGCUUUCUCUCUACUUUAGAAAAGAUAUUCACGCAAGAGAGCUUUCUUUGUUUC
Pocillopora verrucosa is the source of this 1884-nucleotide messenger RNA. RefSeq lists its product as uncharacterized. The record is from RefSeq and is a predicted model, not a curated record. Lineage: Eukaryota; Metazoa; Cnidaria; Anthozoa; Scleractinia; Pocilloporidae.